AAUGUUACAGCUUUCACAGCCCCUAUAUAAGGGCGCGAAGGUUUCAUUCGACAUCAUCCUGACAUAGCUCAGUGUUCCCUUGCCUCGAGCACCUCUGUUGAUCCAGCACCAAACUCCUUCAGAAUGAAAUCUAUCGUCGCCCUUCUUGUCUGCGUCCUGGUGGCUGGCGCCAUGGCAGGAGAUCUGCUGGCAGGUCCAUUCGGAGGUGUUGGUGUUGGCCUUGGUGUUGGUGCUUUUGGCAAAGGUCUUUAUGGCGGCUUCGGUGCCUACCCCUAUGCUGGCAAGGGUGUGGUUGGAGCCUAUGGUGCAUACCCUUAUGCAGGCAAGGGUGUGGUUGGCGCCUAUGGUGCCUACCCCUAUGCAGGCUAUGGCUAUCCUUAUGGCGGCGUUUAUGGCAAGGGAUACGGAUAUGGUGCUGGCUUUCCCGGCUAUGGCUACGGCUACGGCUAUUAAGGGCUAGACAGUCUGUCUCUCCCUUGUCUUUACUUGUGAAUCAACGCAGUACAGGCUGCAUAUUGUGGAAAUAAAGUUUACAAAAUAA
This is a messenger RNA of Pomacea canaliculata, 541 nucleotides long. Its product is annotated as keratin-associated protein 19-2-like. The transcript has 3 exons. The coding region runs from base 124 to 453 and encodes 109 amino acids. The record is from RefSeq and is a predicted model, not a curated record. NCBI's taxonomy places the organism in Eukaryota, Metazoa, Mollusca, Gastropoda, Architaenioglossa, Ampullariidae.